AUGUCCGUCUUGUUCGAAACUUCUCUAGGCGACCUCGUCAUCGACCUUGAGGUGGAGCAGUGCCCAAAAACAUGCGAGAACUUCUUGAAACUUUGUAAGGUUUACUACUAUAACUUGAAUGCAUUCUUCAAUGUAUCCAAAGAUUUCCUAGCUCAGGCUGGUGAUCCCACUGCCACGGGAACAGGUGGAGAAUCAAUAUGGUCCUACGUUGCCUCGCAAGGGGAGAAGGAUGCCACAGCCGCCCGGUAUUUUGCCCCAGAAUUCGUGCCAAAGUUGAAGCACACCCAUAAAGGCACAGUGUCCAUGGCCGUAGCACCCUCUGUGAACGACGAGAAAGGUGGUUGUGGCAGCCAAUUCUUUAUCACACUUGCAGACAACAUAGACUAUCUCGACGGGAAGCAUGCAGUUUUUGGUCACGUCGUAGAAGGGCUGGAGACGCUGGACAAGCUAAAUGACGUCUUCACGGAUCAAGAUGGGAGACCAUUCAAGGAUGUGCGGAUCAGACACGUCGUUAUUCUUGAUGACCCAUUCCCUGACCCGCCCAGCCUAGUCCAACCCCCGUCAUCUCCUACUCGGCCCCCAGAUAAUUCUACUAGGAUUGCAGAAGAUGAAGACCCCCUUGCCACUCUUCCGGAUGAGGAAGAGGAGCGUAUACGCCGCGAGAAGGCCGCAGCAGCCUCUGCUCUAACGCUUGAAAUGGUUGGCGACCUGCCUUUUGCCAACGUCCGGCCUCCGGAAAACGUCCUUUUCGUGUGCAAACUCAACCCUGUCACACGAGACGAAGACUUGGAGCUCAUCUUCUCGAGAUUCGGCACCAUUAUGAGUUGCCAAGUCAUUAGGGACAAGAAAACGGGUGACUCAUUGCAAUACGCUUUCAUAGAAUUUGACAAGCGAGACGACGCAGAACAGGCCUAUUUUAAGAUGCAAAAUGUGUUAGUAGAUGAUCGACGUAUUUGGGUAGAUUUCUCGCAGUCUGUGGCACGGCUCAAUACUACCUGGUCCAAUAACCCCAAAGUGGGACUGCAUAGCAAAGAAAGGGGCGGGUUUGGCGGUCGCGAAGACUUGGAAGAAACUCGACGAUACCGGGCAGCUGGAAGAAGCGAUGGCAGAAAUGGUUAUGGAAUGGUGUUUGAAGUUCCAGAUGACAAAAAAACUUCAUCACGCAGGAGUAGACAUGAUCGAGAUAGGGAAGACCCUCGGGAUCGACGCCGACGCUCCGGCUCUCCUGUGCCACGCAACAGAUCUGGAGAAAGGCGCCGCAGCAGAGAUAGAUAUUCUCGGGAUCAUAGGACACGCCACUAGUAGC
Suillus fuscotomentosus is the source of this 1306-nucleotide messenger RNA. RefSeq names its product cyclophilin-like domain-containing protein. Gene Ontology annotation, molecular function: peptidyl-prolyl cis-trans isomerase activity; RNA binding. The coding region runs from base 1 to 1302 and encodes 433 amino acids. Lineage: Eukaryota; Fungi; Basidiomycota; Agaricomycetes; Boletales; Suillaceae. Gene Ontology annotation, cellular component: nucleus. Gene Ontology annotation, biological process: protein peptidyl-prolyl isomerization. The record is from RefSeq and is a predicted model, not a curated record. The transcript has 5 exons.